AUGAAUUAUUAAAUUAAGGGGAACUUUAACUAUCAUCUAGAAAUCUAAGCAUCAUAGUUAAAUGAAACAACCAAUAUUACCAUCAAUGCUUUCUCCUCUAAAAUCAAUCAAAUACCUUUAGGAUGCAAAUUUUAAUGGUUCAAAAAAUUAGAUAAUGAACGCAUCAAAAUUGACACUCAAGGCAAUAUAUAUCCUUGUACUAUAUUUGAUAUUGGUUAUAAAAUUGAAGCUAUCGUACAGCCUUUUGAAUCAGGCUAUGAAGGAUAGGCUACCAUUGAAUUCCAAAAAAUUCAAAUUUCUACCUCAUUAGAGAAUAAACUCUCCUAAUUAUAUCAUAAUAAUAUGAAGUAUCUUUAGAGCUAAUUAUGUUAGAUAACAAAUUAAUUGUAACGAUUAAAAUUGGAUAUUUUCAUUAGACUUUUUAGAAAAUAGUACAACAUAACUAAAAAUUUAAUAUGCAGAUCAAUGCAUUCUUCCUCAUUAGAAUUAACUUCAAGUUCAAUUCAACAAUCAAAUCAUGAAAUUUAAAACUAAAGAUGACAAAGGUAUCAACCAAGUAAAUAUUUAGAUGCGUUUUGUGCAUUUUUCAUUUCAAUGUAAUCAUUGAAAAGAGUACAUUUGAAAUUUAUAGCUUACAAUAUAGGGAAAUUAAAUUAGAAGUAAAUCAAUUUUUAAUCAUUGCUCAAUUCUCAAUUAGUGUAAUUAAUAAAUGAGAAAUCAGUUAUGGCAAUUAAGAAAUUUGAGCCAAUUCAAUCUAAUUUAAUGAUGGCCAGCAGUUAAGACUUAAGAACAAACAAUCAAAUUUAAAUAAACCAAUUAAAAUAAGAAGUUGUUCAAUUAUAAAAUGAAAAGUAAAAACUUCAGCAAUAAAUUGAUAAGUUAAAUAAAGAUAAUAAAGAUUUAGGUAAUAAAUAGUAUAUUUAUAUCGAUAGAAAUGAAUAACAGAUCUAAUUUUGGAUCUAAAGACUAAUUAGACAGUAUGGAUCGAUUAAUUCAAUCAUUAAAAAAUGAAGUCUAUUAAUUAAAAUAGAGAGAAAAUGAUUUAAUGAAUCAGAAUGCUAGGUUGACAAUGGCUUUGAAUGAAAAGAAUGAUAAAUGUGAAAAAUCACUAUCAUAAUCUUAAUUCUUAGAUGAUUUGAAGGUUAAACAAUAUUAAGAGAUGCUUUAAGAAUGCAAUAAUGAGAAAUUUAAAUUAUAAGAUGAGCUCAAUAAAUAUUAAAAGUUUGGUAUAUCUUCAAGAACAAGUUAAAAUAAUGAUUAAGAGAGGGAAAAGUUGUUAUUGAUUAAUUAAAAAUUGAUGUAAGAAAUAGCUACAUCUACAAAUAAAAUAAAGGAAUUAUAAUUAGAAUUAGAAAUGAUGAAAAAUAUGAGUAGAAUAAGCAUGUCUAUGUCAAUGAUGGAGGAUCCUGUUAUGAAAACUAAAAUUGAGUAAUUAGAAUAGGAGAAUUAAUAUUUAUAAAAGAAAAUAUCAAUAUUAGAAGAAGAGUUAUCUAAGAAAAAAUAGCCAAAAUUAUAAAAAUAACAACCAGAUAAAGAUUUGCAAAUAUAAAAAUUAACUGAGGCUAAUAAACGUUAUUUAGAAGAAAAUUUAAAACUAUUUGAAGAAAUCAGAUAAUUAAGAGAGAAGUUUGAUUAUUCAUCUGUUUUAAAUGCAUCAAUGAAAGAUUCAUAAAUUCAAGAAAAUGUUGUAAAUAAUUAAUUGGAAUAAUAAAUUGAAAGAAUGUAAUAGAUACAUAAUUUGGAAAUUUAAAAAAUGAAAAAGAAAAUAGAAAAAUUAACUACUGAAUUAUAAGAUGCCAAUCAAAAUAAAAAAUAAUUUGAUUAAUUAAUUAAAUAAAAUAAGAGAUUAGUUGAAGAGAAUACACAUUUGGCUGAACAAAUAAAAAAUUUAGCAGAUAUAAAUUCAUCUAAAUCUUUUUCUGAAAAUUUGUUUAAUUCUAAAAUAUUUAAUAAUGAUUAAUAUAAAGAAUUAGAAUAAUAGUUGAGUAUUUUAAAAAGAAAGAAUGAAGAAAUUCAAUCUAAAUUAGAAUUUCAGAUGUAAAGAGAUGCUUAAUAAUUGGAUAAAAUAAAAUUGUAAGAGUAAGAAAUUAUAAAAUAUAAAAAUUAAAUUCGAGAUAUUGAAUAUAAUUAUUAAGAUAAUAAUGAAAUAAAACUCCUUAAAAAUUAAAUUGAUGAUUAUUAAAAGACCAAAGAUAAUUUGAUGAGAGAAAAUAUCCAAUUAAGAGAUGAUUAUUAAGCAUUAUUAUAAGAUAAGGAAUACUUAAAUGGAAAAAUUAAAUAAUUGGAAAAUUCUAUUUUUGAAUUAAAGUAAAAAUAGUUGUAAUUACAGGAAGAGAAUCGUACUCUUAAAUUGUUUCCUUAAAGUGCUGAAAGAUAAUUUAGCAUUCAAAUAUAACAAUUAUAAUCAUAAAAUAAAAAUUUAACUGAAGAAAUAGUAAGAUUACAAACACAACAUAAUGUAUUUAAAGAUUUGAAUCAAAGUAAUCUAUCUAUUAGUGAAAGUGUGUUAGGAUCAAAAGUCUAUGAAGCAAAAGAGUAUAAAUUAUUAGAAAAUUAGAAAGAACUUCUUGUAAAUGAAAAUCAAUAAUUAAAAUUAGAAAUUAGAUAAGAGCAAUAGAAAGGUGAAGAUUAAAUUAAGUUUUAAGAGUAAAUUUAAUCUUUAUAAAAAGAGAAAGAUUUUUUAAAUUAAUAAUUGAUAUCAAAUUAAGAAUAGCAUUCAAGAUAAUUAAUAUUAUUAUAAAAUGAAAUAAAUAAGUUAAAUUAAUAAAUAUAAAAUAUUUCAUUAAAUGAAAGUAGAAAUAAGAUUACUUUUAAAGAUAAUAAAUUUGAUGAUCAUAUUUCUUAAAAAUAAUAAGAAAUUUUUAAAUUAGAAAAUGAAAAUAGACAGUUAAAUUAAUAGAUUUAAAAGAUUUAAUAAUAAUAUGAUACAGAAGUUAGAAGAUUUUAAACUUAGUUAUCUGAUCUUUAACUUGAAAAUAGUAAAUUAACAAGAGAAACUGUUUUUUCUAAAUAGGUUUCUGAGUAAGUGAUAAUGAAUUCGUCUGAAAAAAAAUUAAAUUAAAAUUAGGAAAAUGAAAUUACUUAAUUGAAAAAUUAAUUAGCAGAAAAAACUCAUUAAUUAAAAGUUAUCUAAAACAACAGUCAAAAUAAUAUGGAAGAUUUAUAAUAAGUUAUUACUAAAUUAGGAUUAGAAAAUAAAAAUAUUAAUGAAGUUCAUAAUUCAAUAAAAUCUCGGUUUGAAACAUAAAUAAAUAAAUUAGUCGAUUAGUUAAAAGAUAAAGAUCUCCAAAUUAGUAGAUUAUCUGAAGAUAUAAGAAAAAAGGAUUUAAUAUAUUAAUAGAAAGAGGAAGAUUUGUUUAUGAAAUCUAAUUAAGUGGAAUAAUUAAUUUAAUAGAAUAAAAAACUUGCUUUAUAAUUGAAUAAUUUAAAUUUUGAAUUAUAAGAAUUAAAAAUGGCUACCAUGUCUCAUUCAUUUUCUUAAUCUCAUAUUGAUGUGAAAGAAAAUGAAAAUCAAGAAUUAUAAAUUGUAAUACAAACAUUAAGAAAUUAGAUUUAAAAUCUUGAACAUUCAUAAUAAUAACUAUUAUAUUCAUAAUAAUAAACAAUUUAGUAACAAGAAAAUUCUAAAUUGAUUAAAUUGGAAGAUGAAGUUGUUUAUUAUUAAAAAGAAAUGUAAUUAAUUAAAUCUAAAUUAUAAAUCACUAUGGAAGAUGCUGAAUUUUAUAAAAGAGAAUUUAUAUUAAGUUAAUAAUAAGUAGAAAAAAUGAAAAAAGAACAAGUUUAGAAAUAAAAUGAAAAACUAUCAGUUUUAGAAAAUGAAUUAGUUUAAAUUAAAGAAACAAAAUAAGAAUUGAUUUAAGAAAAUUCUGAAUUAUCUGAUAUUAUUUUAAAAUAACAAAAAUAAAUGGAUGAUUUAUAAUUAGAUUUAGAUGAUUAAAUUUAGAGCAAUAAAACAAUUACAAAAUUGAAAAUUUAAUUGUAAGUUGAAUUCGAUAGACUUUAAAGAGAAUAUUAAUUAUUAAAUGCUAAAAUGCAAGAUUUUUCUAAUCUCUAAUAAAAUGGAAAAGAUAAAGAAUUCAAUGAAUCUUUAAGAAAAUUGUAAUUAAUUGAAUAAGAAAAAACUAAAUUAAAUAUACAAUGUGAAUAAUAUCAAAAACUUGUUGAAAAUUUAAAAAGCAAUUAUGAAAUAUUAGAGAAGAAAAAAGAUGAGUUCGAAAUUAAAUUACAUACUAGUGAAUAAUAUAAAUAAGAAUUAUAAAUAUUACUUAAAGAAAAAGAGCAAUAAAUAAAAUAGUCUUAAUAGGACAAUUAGUAUUUGAGUAAGGAAUUUGAUAAUGAGUAGUAAAAAAAUAUAAGUUAAAAAAAGAAGAUUACAGAACUAACAGUAUAAAUUUCAAAUAAAGAAAAUGAAAUAUAGUAAUUGAAUAUCAAAGUUAAAAAUCUUGAAGAUUAAAUUUAGAAAAAAGAUCAAUAAAUAAAUAUUUUGAAUAAUUAAAUAAGUUAAUUAAAUUUGUAAAACAAUAAAUAUUAAAAUGAAAUUAUUCCUAAUUUAAAUUAAUAAUUGAAUAAAGAAUUUUUAGAGAAAAAUAAGUUACAUCAAUAAUUUGAAGAUUUACAAGAAUAAUUUGCUUAAAUGGAAUUAUAGAUUUUAAGUAUAAGUAGAGAAAAAUCACCAAUUAGAUCAAAGAAUAAUUCAUAGUGCAAACCUUUUGAUUCAGAAUUAAAUGAUAAAAUAGUAUAGUAAGAAUAAAUUAUAAAUUAAAAUAAUCAAAUGAUAGAGAAGUGUCAAGAAUAAAUAAAAAUAUUGACAUAAUAAAAUAAUGGAUUAUUACAGCAAAUUAACAAAUUAAAUGAUGAUUUAAAAGAAUUAUAGGACAAAUCAUUUUCUUUAGACAGAAGUUCAGAGACAUAUCUUAUAAAUAAAAGUUUCAAUUCAAAAUAUAAUACAGAGAAUGACUUAAUUUUAUAACAUCAUUAUUAAUCUUAAGAUUUAUAUGAAAGUGAUAGAAAAAGAUAAUCAUAAUAUUAAUAAUUUGAACAGACUUUAUAGGAAAGUGUUUAAGAAAAUAAAAGGUUAAAAUAAGAAAUAAAUUAAUUAAAAUAAGUAAUUUAAAAAUAAAAAGAAGAAUAUGAAGAGUAAAUUUAAUAAAUAUCUAACUCAGAUUAUUUUUAAAUAAAUCAAUUAAAUACAAAAUUAGAGAGGAUGAUUUAAUAGGAUGAAAGAACUUGUACAGUUCCAUUUUAAAAUCAAUCUUAAAGAAAUGAAUACUAAUAAUAAAUUGAGAAAUUAGAAGAAGAGCUAAUGAUGAAACAAGGUUUAGAAUAAUAAAAUUAAAGAUUAAAUAAUGAGAUAAGAUUAUAAAUAACAAAAAAUAUAGAUUUGUAAUAGCAGAUGGAAGAAUUAUAAGAAUAAAAUUAGUAAUUUAAAAAGCAAAUUUAAGAAUAAGAUGAAAUAAUAAAGAAUUUAAAAAUGAUAAAAUAAUUAAGCAAAGAUUCACUAGAGAAUUAAAAUGAGAAAGAAAUUAAUUAGCGUAUAUAAUAAUAUUAAGAUGAGAUUUUUUUGCUCAAGGAGUAAAAUUAAAAAUAUGAAUAAUAAAUAUUAGAAAAUUAAAGUAAGAUUGAAAGUCUUGAAAAUGAGAUUCUAAGAAAAUCAUAAUAAAUAUCUAUAAAAGAAAGUUAAGUAAAUUAGAAUAAUAGAAAAAACAAGAAGUUAGAAGAAUAGAUAUAAAUGUUAUAGGAUUAAUUAAAAGGAGAUGGCAAUUAGUUAACAUAAAAUAAAGAAGAAUUCAUAAUUUAGUUAUAAAAUGAAUUAGAAUAAAAUAGAGUUGAAAUUUUAGAAUAGCAAAAAUUAAGUAAAUCUUAAAUUAAAUAUAGUAAAAUAAUUAGAAGAAUAGGUUGAUAGAUUAACAAAAAGUAAUUCAGCUUUAAUGGAAGAGAAUUGUAGACUUAAUGAUUAAGUGAAAGAGAAUUUAAAUGUAAGUUACUUUAGUAAUGAUUCACAAAAUCAAUGA
This is a messenger RNA of Paramecium sonneborni, 6011 nucleotides long. The record is from the annotation of a GenBank genome assembly. NCBI's taxonomy places the organism in Eukaryota, Ciliophora, Oligohymenophorea, Peniculida, Parameciidae.